GUCCACCUGGUUGGCGUUCUCUUUUUGACUGACUAUGCGAACCGGAAAGGGCUUCUGGUGCUUUGCGCCAUCUUCGGGCUGCAUGCAGGCUUCGCCUUGAGCGAGACCUGUCUUUGGAUGCUCCAUUUGGAUGGUGAAGACUCCGUGGGGCCGUGGUCUAUUUUGGUCUUCUUUUCGUGCAUCUUGUACUUUCAUUCCUUCUGGAUGGAAGCCACCGUGCUCCCACCAGACUACAUCACCAGUCUCUCGCUGUUUUUCCCCAUGUUCCCCGCGUUCAAUGCAGCAGGCGUAUUUAGCUGUUUGGAGCUUUUCCUUGAGUGGAGGUGGUUUCCAGAUUACAAGAUUUGGAGAGCCUUCGCUGUGCUGGGUGCCGCCCUUUGUGUUUGUGGCCAGUGGCUGAUCGCCUCAGCGAGUCACAUUGGCCAACGGAACUACUGGGCCAGCUGCCGAGAUAUGCCUGAAGAGGAGGAUUGGUCCGACGAGUUCGUCGGCCUGGAGAUUCCGGACCGACGCAUCGUCCAGGAGGGGGUCUACCGCUGCGAGCGGCAUCCAGCCUAUUUAGGCGCCAUGCUUUGGGGCCUGGGAAUCCAGAUCGCCUUGUGCAACCCGGUGAUGUUGGUGCUCGUGAGCUUUGUUCUUUGGGCCUCCCUGCUCCACAUCUCCUUGGAGGAGGAGCGUGAGCUCUAUGAUGAGUUCAAGGGUGGUUAUGCCAACUAUGCGGCUUUGACGAGCUGUUGGAUCCCGCUCUUCAACUCGUUCUUAGAAGACUCUGCCUUCCAACGGGAGAUGCAGGACAACUGUGAAGAAGAGAAUGAGAACUUGCAGGAGGAAACGGAGGAGGAAGAGAUGGAAGAUGACUUGCACAGCGAGGACGACUUGCUGCCGACCUGGGAGGGCGUGCCGAAAGGUGGCUCUCUUUGGAACCGGCAGUUCCGGGAGCCCUGGAUGCUAGGCUGA
Molecule: messenger RNA, 957 nt
Organism: Durusdinium trenchii
Lineage: Eukaryota; Dinophyceae; Suessiales; Symbiodiniaceae
Source: the annotation of a GenBank genome assembly